Acinonyx jubatus (cheetah) is the source of this 14671-nucleotide messenger RNA. Its product is annotated as cationic amino acid transporter 3-like. NCBI's taxonomy places the organism in Eukaryota, Metazoa, Chordata, Mammalia, Carnivora, Felidae. Gene Ontology annotation, biological process: amino acid transport; transmembrane transport. Gene Ontology annotation, molecular function: amino acid transmembrane transporter activity. Gene Ontology annotation, cellular component: plasma membrane. The record is from RefSeq and is a predicted model, not a curated record.
ACUCUAAUUUCACAACUUUCUGGCAACAAAGAGUCAAAUAACGUCCCAUUUAAGUCCUCAGUCCACCUCCUCACCCAUGCAGGGCCUCCAGGAUUCCAACUAAUCCACAUCCUUUACCCUGUUCCACCAUUCCUCUCACCUACCUUUGGAGGGCCCCGCCCCCCUGAGGGCCCGCCUCCCCGAGGGCCCCCUGAGCUCCCACUCCAAGUCCUGACUCUGCUUGGCCAAGCUCCUUUUCUUUCCCUGGUUUUGCUUAAGCUUUCUUCUCAGGUGUUAUCCUCUGAGGAAGAAAAAGGCCAUGGGUAAGUGAUUUCUUGUGUUUAUAGAAUUGGCAAGAAAACUGAGACAGAACCAGAGUGGAAGAAACUGGGCUUGGAGUGCCGCUAGCUGUCAAAGCUCUGGGCAGUUUGAGCAGAGGGUAUUUCAUGGCUCCAGAGCUAGACUUUGGACUGGCGGGUGCAGGCCAAAGGCCUUGCAAUUUUGGGAAGAGCAGGUAGGAUUUCUGGGUUAUUCCCUGGCCCUACUCCUCCUUAGUCCUUCCCACCUCUUUCUUUGCGUUGCCCUCAUCCCUGGCCUUUCCUUUCUGACCUCGUGCAGAGCUUGCUUUAUUCAUCUUUGUCUUUCUCACAGGGCCCAGUACAUAGUGUGCUUAGACAUGUUUUUUGAAUGAAUGAAGAUUCUUCCACCUGGCUCAGCUGCCUCCUUCAUGUUUUGCCACACUUUCUCACUGGAGAGUCUGAAAGUGUCUGUGUCAUAUCUUCUUAGGGAGGAAAUUGCUGUGAACUCUGCCGAAUAGCAGGGCCAGUUUUAUAAGGUGGUCUAUCCACCAUCAGAGAGAAUUUGAGCGUCUUCUUCCUCCUUGCUUAAGGAAUUAGAUAUCUAUUUUUUACAGCUGCUGAAGGUAUCUCCCUGCCUCUCUUAUCUAAUUUACAACAGUUGUGGUGGGGGAUUGAUUAUAGGUCAGGUCAGGCUGUAGGAGGAAGAGAUUACCAAGUUCCCCUGGGGUGUGGCUGCCUAGUGGUCUUUAAGACACUGGGUCUCCAAGAGGCAGUUUGUUGUUAUCUCAAGCAUAUUUGAAACUCUUUAAUUUUAAAGGCCUCUGCAGUCUUAAAAUGUUCUCCACCCUUCUCCCCUCCCAACUACCAUGUACACUGUGGGAUGUACCCCAACACCAGAAGCCCAGACAGCACUUAUCCAUGCAUGACAUCUGUUUUAUUGAUUAUAUGUGGCAAAUGUUUAUUUCUAGUUGUCUUUCUCUUGCCUUCCAGCAGUUCUUUUGCAAUGUCUCUCAGUCAUAAUUUGAUACAUGUUAUGUGCUUCCAGAAGGCAGUUACAUUUUAACCUUAAAGAAAAAUCAUCUGGAAAAACCAGUUUCCUUCACAAAGUAUAUUCCAAAUUGAUAAAAGUGAUUUUUAUGGUACAUUCUUUUGCUUUAUGCUUGUCCUUUUUUUUUCUUGUAUUAUACAAACCACAAGGCCAACUGGAGACCAGAAAGAACUAGGGAAGAGGGAUAAAGAGUUUCCCUUAAUAAGUGGUUAUAGAGGCUAGUUGUUGUAGAUUAUGUUGCCAGAGCUGGGGUGAGGUAGACAGAUAUUCGUUCAGAAGUCGUAUUGAUCUAUAUUUGGAUAAAAACUCAGGACUUUGAGGCAUUAUACAUCUUUCAUAUGACUCAGAUGGUCUGGUGUCUUUCCUACAACAAAACAAAACAAAACAAAACAAAACAAAACAAAACAAAACAAAACAAAACAAAAUUGACUUUCCAAGGGAAAUGGUGAGUAUGUGAGCAGCUACCUAGGGCAAUGACAGGAACCAAGCCAAGUCUGGUGAGAGAAUACAGACAGAAAGAGACAUCCAAGUACUUACAUGGAAGGACAGAAGGUUGCAUUUAAAGAUAUGAAUGAAGAUAACCAGAGAGAUAGCCGGCCUUUCUAAACCCCCUUGUGUGUAGCAUAUUACUUAGUGUGUACGUGGUAGAAUAAACCAUGGGCUCUGACCACACAAAACUGCUAAUCUAAAAGUGGAUACAGAGUAGAGUGAUAUAUAGGACCACUGGAUGGUUUUUUAGUUUCUGUGCUUUGAAAGGAAGGAUUUGGUUGAAAAAAAAAAAAGCUGUUUAUAAGACUUCUUGGAAAAAAAUGAGUGUAGAUUAGUGCUCAUUGUAAACAAAGACAAAGUGUUCAUUGUAAGUACAUUACAGCUUUAGUUUGGAAAAUAAGGUGGAUAGGCAGAUGUGUUUCCUUCUACUGUUUAUUCCUCAGGAUUUUUUGUAUUAUUUUUAUAUUCAAAUAAUCUUAUUUAGUUAACAUACAGUACAAUAUUGGUUUCAGGAGUAGAAUUCAGUGAUUUUUCCCUUACAUAUAACACCCAGUGCUCAUCACAGCAAGUGCCCUCCUUAAUACCCAUCACCCAUCUAGCCCAUCUCCCAACUACCUCCUUCCAUCAACCCUUAGUUUGUUCUCUAUCAUUAAGAGUCUCUUGUGAUGUUUUCCUCUCUCCUCUUCCACCCCAUAUGUUCAUCUGUUUUUUCUUAUAUUCCACAUAUGAGUGAAAUAAUAUGGUAUUUGUCUUUCUCUGACUUAUUUCACUUAGCAUAAUACAUUCUAGCUCCAUCCACUUCAUUUCAAAUAGCAAGAUGUCAUUCUUUUUGAUGGCUGAGUAAUAUUCCAUUACACACACACACACACACACACACACACACACACACACAACAUCUUCAUUACUCAUUCAACAGUCAGUGGACAUUUGGGUUCUCUCCAUAGAUAAGUUAUUGUUGAUAAUGCUGCUAUAUACAUAGGGAGACAUGUACCCCUUUGUAUUUUCAUAUCCUUUGGGUUAAUACCUAAUAGUGAAACUUCUAGAUCAUAGGGCACUUCUUUUUUCAGUUUUCUGAGGAACCUCCAUAGUGUUCUCCAAAGUGGCUGCACCAGUUAGCAUUCCCACCAAUAGUGCAAAAGGGCAAGAGGGUUCCCUUUUCUCUGCAGUCUUGCCAACACAUACUGUUUCUUGUGUGGUUAAUUGUAGCCAUCCUGACAGGAUGAGGUGGUGUAAGGUGCUCAACAUCACUCAUCAUCAGGGAAAUAAAAAUCAAAACCACAGUGAGAUUCCUGAGGACUUUUAUUAGGUGUUCUGUGUUUAUAGGAUUCAGGGUUGAGAAAAUGGAGUAGAUAAUCAUAAAAGUAAGUAGAGAACACAUUUAUUUUCACUGUUGACAUCAGUGUAUCACAUUAUUUUCUCACUUUUCCCAGCUCUCUUUCUGAUUUCUGUUUGGGAAAUCUCACUUUGAUUCUCCCUGGUAGCCUAUCUAGUUUUUGAAGACCUCUAGAAGCAGAAGCUCAGGCUUUUCUGAUUCAUCAAGCUCAUCAUCUUGAUAGGUGUGAUAGAAAUGUUAAGAGUUUCCAAAACUGGGUUAUGACUGAAACUAAACCUGUAAAUGUGUCAAAUCACGAAUGAGGAGCAUUGCAUUUAACUCUAUCUUCUCUGCAGUUAUCCCAGAGGGACUAAGAAAUUUGCCUUGUUCACAACCAUCCUGGAAUGAUACCAGAUUAUGUGGUGUCUAUACAGCCUCUAGAGAAGCUCUGGCUAUCUGCUUGUUUACCCAAAUAAUGGUGCAAUGAUACUAGAGUGGUAUGUGCAUGAAGCAGUGACUCCAAAGAUGUUGUGGGAAGGAAGCAAAAAUGUUUUCUCCUUCUCUACCCUCUAUCUCCCCUGCUUCCCACACAUACAAGUGUGUAUUUUUUGACAUUUAUAAAUGGUUGGGCAGCCAUUCUCUUCAGAUUGUUUAUUGUUGAGAAAUUGAAUAACUCCUUGGACUUCUCAUCUUGAUGUAAAAGCUUUCAUCCUUUUUGCCCAGAGGAAGUGAGAUUAUGAAAGUACUCUAUGCCUCUCAUAAAUGUGAUUUCAGGCAGGCUUCCCUUUGGGGCCCUUUCUCUCUUUCCAGCUCUGAUCAUUUCAGACAUUUUUUGACAGUCCUUCCUGAGGCAUCUGGGGUUUGGGACUGGAUUCAUCUAUUUAAUUCUGCAAGGCUUGUGAGUACCUAAUUUACAUGGUUCCUGCCCCCUUUCUGAGAGUCUCUCUAUGCCUGCCUUUGGGGUUCUUAAUUUCACCAGGUUGCAGAAAAAGCCCUCUUUAUCUCCAUGUCAGUUCUUGAUUAUCCAUGAUAAUGGUGGGAAUAACCUACAAUAGUGAAUUGUACUAAAAUGAUUUUUGUUUGAUUUUUAAGUGAUGGAGUCCUGUCUAGAGAUAAUACAUAAGUGAACAGCUUCAGUGAAAGCAGUCCAUCAUGUUACUUUCCCAUGGGUGGCCGUAUGGGAUCUCUGCUUUGGUGUCUAGAGAGGGUGGCAGAUGCAAGAAUGCAGAUAGUUCAGGCCUCAUUGUGUUAUCAGAAACUGCAGAUCUAUUGACAGCUCUGCGAACUGUCUCCAUGCCUUUGUUCAAAUCCUGGAGAAGUCCUUUCCUUACGUUGAGAAUCCAAUAUGUAGUUCACAGAACAUGAAAAUCAGUAGGCAACAUGUGAAACUCACGUUUUCCUAGGGUUUCCAUCACACCUAGAGUAACAGUCGAAUUCCUCACAGUGACUCAGAUCUUCCAUGAAGGAUCUGGCUUCCUGCUUUCUCUUUGUCCUUAUCCCUGACUGCUUUCCUCUCACUCACUCUGUCCUGGCACCACAGGGCUUGUUAUUCCUCAAAAGUAGCCAAGUACCACUUCACACCCAUUAGGAUGGCUGCUAUUAAAAACAAAACAAAACAAAAACAGAGGCUCACAGUUUUGGUGAAUAUGUGGAGAAAGUGGGACACUUAUACAUUGCCUGUGGGAAUGUAAAAUGGUGUAGCUGCUGUGGAAAACAAUAUGAUGAUUUCUCAAUUAUGUAUACAGUUACCGUAUGAUCCAGCAACCCAAAUUCUUGGCAUAUAUUCCAAGGAAUUAAAAGCAGGGACUCAAAAGACAUUGUUACUCACAACAGCUAAAAGGUGAAAGAGCCCACAUGCCCAUCAGUGGAUGGAUGAAUAAAUAAGAUGUGGGAUAUACAGGCAAUGGAACACAAUUCAGCCUUAAAAAAGAAGGACAUUCUGACAUAUGCUAUAACAUGGGCUAUAACCUUGAAGACUUUAUGCUCAGUGAAAUAGGCCAGUGACGAAAGGAUAAUAUUGUAUGAUACCACUUUUACAAGGCACAUAGUAUAGUCAAAUUUAUAGAGACAGAAUGUAGAAUGCUGGGUGCCAGGGGCUGCAGGGAGGGAAGAACUGAGAGUUACUGCUUAUGGGUGCAGAGUUUCAGCUGAGGAAGAUGAACAAGUUCUGGAGAUGGAUGGUGGUGACAGUUACACAACAGUGUGAAGGUGAGGCUGUCUUGGGUCACCCAUUUUAAAAUAAUAAAACCCACUAGAGAACAUCCUAACCUUUUCUUGCUUUUCUUUCCUCUGUUGCAUUGAUUGAAAAUCUUACACAAUAUAUAUUUAUAUUUAUAUUAUUUAUUUAUUUAUUUAUUUAUUUAUUUUUAAUAUGAAAUUUCUUGUCAAAUUGGUUUCCAUACAACACCAGUGCUCAUCCCAACAGGUGCCCUCCUCAAUGCCCAUCACCCACUUUCCCCUCCCUCCCACCCCCUAUCAACCCUCAGUUUAUUCUCAGUUUUUAAGAGUCUCUUAUGGUUUGGCCUCCUCCCUCUCUAUCUUUUUUUUUUCCUCCCUCUCCCCUAUGGUCUUCUGUUAAGUUUCUCAGGAUCCACAUAAGAGUGGAAACAUAUGGUAUCCAUCUUUCUCUGUAUGACUUAUUUAUUGUUUGCUUCCUACUGAAGGAAUGUAAGCAACUUGAGUGGAGGGAUGUUUGUGUUUUUCUUUGCUUUAUUUGCAGUGCUAAAUAAUUGGGGACCACUAUAUUUGAAUAAAUAAAUGAAAGACUAUGAUUGGACACAGACUUCUAGAUAAAGUACAAAGAGAGAGAGAAAAUGGGAAGAUUCCAUUUUUCAUUGGUUUUGUUAACCAAUGGUUUUCAUUGGUUUUGUUAACCAAGAGUCUUUUACCCUGGGAUAUGAGACUCAGCCCCAGUGUUCAUGGUGGAUUUUAUUCUGUUUAGCUUUUCAUAUAUAUUCUGAACUGUUUCUGCUUUGGAAGUAUUGGUUGUGCAUAUGCACCACACAUUAUUAUUUAAAGCUCUUGCCCUGAACACAAAGCUUCUACUCUUGCAUUCCUGACUGUCCUCUACCAGAGAUGCAGGGCUGCUUGAUUUAGGACUUUGUAACUCUGGGGAAGCUCAGCUAUCCAAAAAGGCUUAUACUGGUUUGUUUGGGAGCCACUGGUUCAGUUGGCUGGAGAUUUUAUUGUCUGGAAAACUUUUAAGGAGGCUGAGAGAAUUUAUAUACUUUGGGAUCAGGAAGGAGUUGUACUUGGAUACAAAGGGAUUGAUAUAAACUCUGGAGAUGUUGCAUUUAAUGUCCAUUUCUCUGAACUUUUUAGAGCUUGAUUUAAUUAUUUAACAGCCUCAGUGCACUACUCUCAAGUCUUUUUCAAACUUCUAGCAAAGCAACUGGUAUCCAAACUCUCUUUGAAGGUAUUCAGGAGGAGCCACAAGGCCAACUUCCUGAUUGGCAGAAGAUUUAACACCCAACCCUGAGAACCAGUAUAAUUUGCUUACCUGGAAAAAUUUUUUGAAAAGGAAACGUCCAGAGUGAGGGCAAUACCCUUCUUAGAGACAGAGGAGUGAACACAAUGACCCCCCAGGACAAAGGGGAGUGAGUGGUGCUGGUUGAGAAAGGAAGACACCCUUGCAACUUAAGUAGUGUACUGUUGGAAUUGACAUAAAUUCUUCUUCUUAGUUAUUUGGGAUAGAACUUUUGUUUUGGAGUUUAGAAGGAGUCAGAGACUGAGAGUAAUAUGGGCAGGAGUAAGGAAAGAAAGGGGAGCUGAGGGCAUUAUAGAAUCCAUAAAAGCUGACUUCCUUUUCCCUGGAUCUUCUCUGCAUUUCUUUCAGCAUCUCCUUUUGCUAAGCACCUCCUUUGGGAGAGAAUGCUUCCUAAUUGAACUUAGAUUCACAGACCUAGGUCCCUCAUUGGGAAAUUUCCUCAGGAAAUUCUCUUGAAAUAGAUGAUGGUGCAUGUUCUAGUGUCCUGUCUACACCUUGGUUUGGACCUUUCUUUCUUUGAAAAAGAAAAGUCCUACUUCCUGGAAUUUUAAGGUAUAGUAGUAAAAAAAUACAUCUAUAUAUUCAUUUCCUCUGUCCUAAAGGUCUCUUAUAGUCGUUUGGCACACUUAUGAGCAGAUAUUUUUCCUGGGUAAUGAGAGUUGGAGAUGAGACUGUGGCAUCCAGAAGGAGAAGGGAUAUGGAUCCUGGCCCUGCCUCCUAGAAGCUUUUAGGAGAAGCUUUUAGCUUUUAGACUGUAAGGAAUUUCAGUGACUCACACAAGGCACCAUCAGACAGAAAGGGAAAAUCAGUUUCAGCUGUGCAUCAGGAUGGGCUGUAAGUACUGGUGGGAAGAGGAGGAAAGUUGGAGAUGGGCAUCAGUCAAGAUGGCUUAGGCAAGGCUUUGUAGAUGCAGAGGAAGGCUGUAGAAUAGGGUUGAGAAGAGCUGGAGGGUCAAUAUGGACAGAAAAGAGUGAGGAUGGCCUCCAUGGCAGGACAGGCAACUUUCCCAGUACCAAGUCUCAUCCCACGAAGAGUAAGUCAGGAUGUAAGGAGGUGAUGAGCCUGAGGGUAGGGGGAGAAUUACAGCAGGACUCUGACAAUUGGGUCAGAGAGUCUGGACUGAAUACAAACUGUUGGACUAAUUGCGGAUUAUUGCACAGGGAAAGGGCAUUUCUAAACAUGGAGUUUGAGGGUAAUGUUUCUCUGUGUUGUAAUAAGUUGGGUUUGUUGUAGGCUCUCUCAGGAUUCCCAAUCCAUGGGUUUGUUUUGUCUUCUAUGAGUUCGGUUGUUUAUUUGUUUGUCUGCCUGCAUCUGUUGAAGUAAAAUAGACAUGGUUUAAUUCCCAGAUGGUUUUUUUUUUUCCUGUGGGGUGCUUCUCUGGAUCAUCAUACUUUGUCUUUAUCCCACUUUCCCUCAUCUUCAGUAAAGGUGGGAAGAACACAAGGACGACCUUGCACAACAAAGUUGAGGGAAACAGAAAUGAUCAAAAGCAUUAGCCAUCUCUAAACCUGCCGUUCAGAUGGUCCUCUGGGAUUCCUGCUCAGGGCCCAUGGAUGGACUUCAGAAGAGUGUAGAAUAUUAUUUUGAGGUGACCAACAUCAGAGGGCUCUGUGAUUCAACAAAUGUGAAGAACCGCUGUCAUGUCUUUGUGGGGAGGUGGUUGUCUGGAUAUGGUUCCUCAGAGGGAGUAAAGAGGUACAAGCAUCCUUAGUGCCCAGUAAGAAGCCUUCAGAGACAAGGAGCUGAAGGAGAAAGAGGAAUUGGGAAAAGGGAAAUGGGUUCAGAGGGAACUGGUGGGAGGGGUGUCCCAUCUUCCCUUGUUUUCCACCCUUUUUCUAGCGGGUAGUCUUUCUCUGUAUUCUCCAUGUCCUGAUGAUUAAAGGAUCCAGUUACCCUUCAAUUAAAAUAUAUUGACUGCCUGCCAUUUAUCAUGCCCUAAACCCUGUACUCUCACAUUUUCUCAUGCAAUUUCUUUGUUAAACCUGUAGUGCAGAGUGGAGUCAACAGCUCCCUCAGUCAUGAACUAUUAGCCCCAUUGCUUCCUGUCAGACCCCUUUACAAAAUGUGUUUUAUUUUCCCCUUUCAUUCCUAUCUCUAUUCUCAUUUCCCCUCCUCACAGUGGGGGGUGGGGAGGGUACUUACUUUCCUGUAUUUAAUAAAUGAUCUUCCAGUCUAUGCUCUACAUGUGUAUUUAGAUACAUCCAUCCACUCAACAACUACAGUGCUGACUAUGUGUGCACUCUUAAUUCCACUAAGAUUGUGCUUCAGGAUGGUGGACCCAGUUAAUUUCCCAAGAGCAGUACAUUACAGUUUGUAUCUUUUCGUGGAAUUAUCAUACUGAUCCAAUAAGGGAAGUAAAGUAAGGUUCCUUAUGGAUGAGGAAACUGAGGCUUAGAGAUAUUAAGCAAAUUACCCUAGUUUAUGUAGUCAAGCACAAGAGCCAGCGCUUAUAUCCAAAAUCUCUCAUAUAAUGUUCAACGCUUUUACCACUGUAGUACGCAGCACUGACUCUUCCAGAAAUAAGACGAGGCAUCUGCCUCAUUAUGUAUUGUUAUUAUUAUUAUUAUUAUUAUUAUUAUUAUUAUUAUAUUUGAGCCUUGGAUAUUUGGAUGCCUGGUCUAACUCAAUAAGCCUAGGACCCCCAAGGGUUUAGCACCAGCAUGUAAGAGGGUGUCUAAUUAGAGUUCUUAGAGUUUCAAAGUGAAUUAUGGAAUAAAACUGUUUUUAUUGUUUCAUGAGGACUAGCUAACAGGCUUGAGUUUUAGUGGGUGAUUUUGAGGCUAGACAUUUAUAAAGACUAAUUUUCAAAGUUUGGGGACUGUGGAUCAGAUUUAAAUAUUAAGUAUUAGGUAGAAUAUAUUAAGUACAUAUUAUAUGCUAUUUACUGAGCAAAGUACUUUACAGGCAUCAUUUCACUAAAUCCUGACAACAACUCUAUGAGGUAUUUACUUUUACUCCCAUUUGACUGUUGUGAAAACUAACACACUGAGAGGUGAGCUAAUUUGUCCACAGUCACCCAACUAUGAGGUUGAGUUUUGACUUGAACCUGAACCAUCUACCUGCAGAGCCUUACUCUUGACUACUAAACUGUGCUGCCUUCCUGUGAAGGAAGCUUUACAAUAUCUUUGCUUUGAAAUUGAUGAUAAUUUCUUGUCAUUUGGGGUGGUUUAGAGCAGUCAUGGGAAGUACAUUGCUAGUUGGACAAGAAUUCCAGAAGGAGAGGUUAUGAAGUUUGAAAGUGUCCCCCAGUUGUCUUCAUUAUGCCUCCCUGUGUCCCAUGAAGUGAGACCUCUGCCUUAGGACAUCCUACCUAGAUUUUAAGGCCUGAGUAUGAUGCCUUCAAAAAAGUGGGGAUUCUCUAACUGUGCAUGGGUGGUUCAUUGCAUAUAACCCAAGGCAACCUGAUAGUUUCAAGACAAGUGUCCUCAAAAGGAAAGAAUUCUUUAUCACCCUGUGUGAAUCAUACUUGCCAGGAAUUAUCUGUGGUCAAAGUUUUAUCACAGUUGGUUUUUCUUCCACACUUUACAUUUUGUUUGCCUUCUACAGGGAAGAUGAUACCAUUUAUAUAUUUACAUUAGCUGGGUUUAUAAAGAUUGCUUGGCUACAAAGUAUAUACUCAAAAUCAAGUAGAUAAGAAUAUUUGAUUAUGUGCUCUUUCAGAUUUCUCUUCUCUGUUUAUACAUUUGUUCAACAAAUAUUUUUUGUGCACCUAACUCACAGUCUAAUGGAUGAGACUGGCAGCUGACCUAAAAUGUUGAUAUAUUAGAAUAAAUGGCACAUGGGGUAAGCCAGGUGCUAGGAGACUCGUAAGGGUAAGGGUAAGGGCAGCAUAAGUGUCAGGGGAGACUUCCUAGGGAAGCAACUUCUCAGCUGAGAACUGAAAGAGAAGUGGGGGUUAGCUAUAGGAAGAAAACAAGGGGGCAUUAGAGGCAAGGGAAUGGGGUCAGUGUAGAAUUUCAUGGCUGAAUGCAGGAACUGGGCAGGAGAUGAGGUUGGAGGAAUCAGUAACAGGUAAGACUAUGAAGGAAGGGCAUUGGUGAACCACAGGAGGUUUGGAAGCCUGGGGGUGGGUGGAGACACAUCAAUCACAUUCAUAGUGCAAAAAGUUCCAUGGCUUAAUUGACCUUCCUUAUUGGUCAGAUGUGUUUGUUGGUACAUCAUAACAUUGGAACUGGUAAAUGGCAAAUAAGGAAUCUAGAUGGAUUUGUAGAUGGAAGUCCAACCAAUACCAAGCGUACCUUCUGAUAAUGUAUAAAAAAUAUUCUUCAGUUUUGACUUGAUUAUUCUGUCUUUACAAACCUCUGACAACAUUUGCUAAAAAUUCUCUCAAAAUCAAAGCCUGAGUAGAGAGGAAAGUGAGGGCUGCAUGACUUUGUGUUCUCUGUUUUCCACUACUUUUCUGGGGCAUUGCUGUGAAUUGUUCAUCCAAAACUUAUUCUCCUUGAGGAGGGGCCAUUUGAAUAGCAGCAGGGGAGGAGGCGAAAAGAAGAACCACAUGUGGUGUACAUUAAUUAAGAAAAUAUAUUUAGUAUUUAGACAAUGGUUUGUGGGAGUUAAAAAUAACUCCUUGUGAAAAAUUACUAAGGAGUUACAAUUAGUGUUUGAACACAAGUUCACAGAGCAGGGCAGAUUCCAAGGCUGCUGAAAACUGACAUCACAGAUGGUGCAGGGUGUUUAUAGAGCACAGUGAGUCCACUGAGGAGACCAUCUGCAGAAAUGAGCUCACCUUCUCUCCUAGAAGCCAGAGAGGGAGGAGACAGAGGGAAUUGUUUUGGUUGUGAGCUAUGAGCUAGGUGACUUAUUUCUUUUCUCUCUACCCCUCAUACUCUCUUAACUUUGGACAUAAAACAUGUGAAUUUUUGUUUGGUUGUUUUGGGUGAGGUUUAUUGAAUGUCAGGAUUCACAAAAUGGCCUUUCUGUCUCUUCUCCCUUUAAUGGACCCUUGGUUGGCUGCUUCAUCCAUUUCGCCAGUGUUUUAUCACCAGACAGCAUGUUUCUCUCUUUCAUACUGGUGUUUAUGAAGGCCCUGCCCCUUUCUCCCCCUUCAUGUCUUCUCACAGCACCCCAUGUAGGCCUAAGUGGGUAAAGAAAAGGGUUGGAGUGUAUAUCCUUUGCCAUCAGUACAGCUAAAUGAAUGAUACAGAAUGAGGAGAAAGGGGGCCAUAGUGACGUCUGACAUUGGCUAGCUGAUUUGGGGGCUAAGGGUUUUAAGAUUGGGGGACCAAUAUUUGUAUUUUAAAUUCAGAUGGUAUUUAAAAUAUGGUUCUAUAACUGCAAUGAGGCCCUCUCAUCUGUGAAUUAAUGUGUCAUAACUCAUGUUCAAGUACCACACAAACAUCCAUGGUGUGAAUGAUUACACAAUAAAUUCAAACCCUGUUGUGUCUUACAGCUUAAUUAGUACAUGAAGCUACAUGAGUUAGUUGAACCCAUGUGAGAUUAUGUCAUAUGGUGUGUAAAAAUGGAAAUGUUGGGAAGUAUUUUGCAGUUUUUCAGGGGAGAAAGCAGGGUUGACUUUUCUAUGAUGUCUUUAGUGUCAGUUUCUAUAUUUGUGCUCAACAAGUGAUGUUGGACUUCUGAGCUUUUGUUGCCUGGUUGAACACAAUUGUUCAGUAUGAAUUUAUUGUUUAUUUAGGCAUUAUUGAGGGAUGACAGACACUAGAAGAAAUACAAAACAGGAUCUUUGAGGCCUGACCAAUGGACUGUGGCAGCCCCAACUCGACUUAGCUUAAUUCAGCCUCACCAAACAUGAUCCCAGACUGAUCCCAGACUACAUGGGCUUGAUACAGCUGUCUGAUCCUAGAAUCUUCUUCAAUUCCAGCUAGAAUGCUGUAUCAGAUACUUCGCAGAUUUUUUCAAAAGCUUGUAUGCAAAAAUAUGCCAACAGAGCAUGGGAUUCAAGUUAACAUCCACCUGAGCACUCUGGAUUUAGUUGCCCUCGGUGUGGGCCGCACAGUGGGUAUAGGUGUGUAUGUCCUGGCUGGUGAGGUGGCUAGCAGUCAAGCAGGGCCAUCCAUUGUGAUCUGCUUUUUGGUGGCUGGCCUAUCUUCUGUGUUGGCUGGGCUGUGCUAUGCAGAGAUUAGUGCCCGUACCCAGGUUCCCCAUUCUGGCUCUGCAUAUCUCUACAGCUUUGUCACUAUAGGUGAACUCUGGGCUUUCCUCAGUGGCUGGAACCUCAUCCUCUCCUUUGUUGCUGAUACAGCCAUUGUGGCCUGUGCCUGGACCUUAGUUUUUGCCAACCUGAUUGGGAACCAGAUCGCUCAGACUCUUAAUGAGAACAUCUCACCUCAUGUUCCCCAAGUACUUGCAGAAUAUCUAGGCUUCAUUGUUGGGGGCCUAAUGUUGUUAUUCAUCGAAUUCAGACUGCCAUUUCAUACAUUUUUCCUGGUUGCCAAAGUGAUUACAUUGGUGAAACUUUUGGUUCUUGGUUUUGUCAUCAUCUCUGGCUUCAUUAAGGGAGACCUGCAAAACUGGAAACUCACAGAAGACGACUAUGUAAAAGCUGGACUCAAUGACACCUCAAGCUUGGGCCCUCUGGGCUCUGGAGGAUUUGUGCCAUUUGGCUUUGAGGGGAUUCUCCGUGGAACAGCUACCUGUUUCUAUGCAUUUAUAGGUUUCAGCAUCUUUCUUACAACAGUCAAGAAAGAGCAGAAUUCCCAGUGUUCCAUCCCCAUGGGCAUUAUGAUUUCACUGUUCAUCUGCUUUGUGCUGUAUUUUGGUGUCUCCUCAGCACUUACGCUUAUGGUGCCUUACUAUCAGCUUCAACGUGGGAGCACGUUGCCUGAGGCAUUUUUCCUUAUUGGCUGGGUACCUGCGUACUAUGUUGUAGCUUUUGGAUUUUUCUGUAGUCUUUCUGCCAGCCUUUUGAGCUUUAUGUUCCCCAUUCGUCGAUUGAUACACAUGAUGGCAAAAGAUGGCCUCCUGUUCCCUGUCCUUGCUAGAGUGUGUACUGGCUCAUACUCCCACAUCAUGGCUUCUAUGAUAUUUAGUAUUAUUGCAGCAAACAUGGCAUUCUUCUUGGAACUCACUGAUCUUGUGGACCUCAGGUCACUUGAGUCUCUGCUAGCUUAUUCCCUGGUUGCUCUUUGUGUUCUCAUCCUUCGAUAUCAGCAGAGUGGAGGAAAUGAACCAAUGGUUCAGGAGGAGAAUGGACCGGCAGCAGAGAGGCUAACUCUACAAGGACUACUUUUUCCAGGCAGCCCCACCCCUACUCCACUCUCUGGCCGGGUUGUCUGUGUUUGCUCCGCACUGCUUGCUCUGCUGCUAAUUCUUCUUGGCUUGGUGCUGGCCCAGUGGCCAAUUCUGCUUUCUGGAGACCCAGUGUGGAUUUCAGUGGUUGUGCUGCUCCUGGUGCUCAUCACUGGGCUUACUGGGGUCGUCUGGAGACAGCCUCAGAGCUCCAGUUCCCUUCACUUUAAGGUCCCUGCUCUGCCUCUUCUCCCACUACUGAGCAUCUUCAUGAAUGUUUACCUUAUGAUGCAGAUGACAGCUGCCACCUAGGCCCGAUUUGGUGUCUGGACGCUGAUUGGGUUUGCUAUCUACUUCAGCUAUGGGAUCCAGCACAGCCUGUCUAUUAACCCCACCUAAGUUAAGGCCAAAACUGUAGACCUUGAACUCAGCAGUGCCAGUACAUAUUCUGCUUGAUAAAAUAACACCUGAAUGCAGUCUGGUCCCUUUGCAUAAUAGUGGAGAGUAUUUUUGAGCACAUAGAAAGUUAGGUCUCCCAUGGGAUGCUGAUGUGGGGGAACACUAAUAGAGCUCUGUAUUUAUUGUGGAAUGAAGGAUGUGGCUUUGCUCUUUCUUCUUUAUUAUUUCUUACUUGUAUAUUUGUUAAUUAUGUCUAUAGUUGUUUACUGGCUUUUAAAAAAAUAUUAAAAAAACUAGGGGUGCCUGGGUCGCUCAGUCAGUUAAGCAUCCAACUUUGAUUCAGGUCAUAAUCUCACAGUCCGUGAGUUUGAGCCCCACGUCAGGUCUGUGCUGACAGCUCACAGCCUGGAGCCUGCUUCAGAUUCUGUGUCUCCCUCUCUCUCUGAACAUACCUUACUUGUGCAUGCUCUGUC